Messenger RNA from Colletotrichum lupini, 3438 nucleotides. Its product is annotated as glycosyl hydrolase family 47. Gene Ontology annotation, biological process: tricarboxylic acid cycle; N-glycan processing; carbohydrate metabolic process. Gene Ontology annotation, molecular function: dihydrolipoyllysine-residue succinyltransferase activity; calcium ion binding; mannosyl-oligosaccharide 1,2-alpha-mannosidase activity. NCBI's taxonomy places the organism in Eukaryota, Fungi, Ascomycota, Sordariomycetes, Glomerellales, Glomerellaceae. Gene Ontology annotation, cellular component: endoplasmic reticulum; membrane; oxoglutarate dehydrogenase complex. Bases 1 to 3438 code for a protein of 1145 amino acids. The transcript is spliced from 8 exons. The record is from RefSeq and is a predicted model, not a curated record.
AUGCUCUCGAGAAGACUUGUCGCGACUGCGCGCUCCGUGCCGCUGCGCCGGUACCAGCCGCGUUCGCUGCCGCUGCAGCUUCCCCAGAUGAUGCAGCACGUCCGCAGCUAUGCCGACAAAAUCGUCCAAGUGCCGCAGAUGGCUGAGUCCAUUUCCGAAGGUACCCUGAAGCAGUGGUCGAAGCAGGUCGGCGACUUUGUAGAGCAGGAUGAGGAGAUUGCCACCAUCGAGACUGACAAGAUCGAUGUUGCUGUUAACGCUCCCGAGGCCGGUACGAUCAAGGAAUUUUUGGUCAACGAGGAGGACACCGUCACUGUCGGCCAGGAUAUCGUCAAGAUGGAGCUUGGAGGCGAGAAGUCCAGCUCAAGCGAAUCCAAGCCUGCCCCAGAGAAGAACUCGGAGCCCGAGUCAAAGCCAGAGUCCAAGUCAGAAUCGAAGCCGGAACCUAAGAAGGAGGCGCCCAAGGAUGAUGCGCCCGCCAGUAAGCCCGCUGCCCCGGCAAAGGAGACGUCAAAACCUGCUCCUGCUCCCGAGAAGGAGUCGGCAACCAGCGCUGCUCCGGCGUUUGGCAGCCGUGAGGAACGUCGCGUGAAAAUGAACCGCAUGCGCCUCCGAAUCGCCGAAAGACUCAAGCAGUCGCAGAACACAGCGGCCUCGCUUACCACCUUCAACGAGGUUGACAUGUCCUCCCUUAUUGAGUUCCGCAAGCUUUACCGCGAUGACGUCCUCAAAAAGACUGGUGUCAAGCUUGGUUUCAUGAGCGCCUUCUCUCGCGCUUGCGUCCUGGCCAUGCGCGACAUCCCGGCCGUCAACGCCUCCAUCGAGGGCCCCAACGGCGGCGACACGAUUGUAUACCGCGACUAUGUCGACAUCAGCGUUGCAGUCGCCACUGAAAAGGGUCUCGUCACCCCUGUCGUGCGCAACACCGAGUCGCUGGACAUGCUCGGCAUCGAGAAGGCCAUUGCCGACAUGGGCAAGAAGGCCCGCGACAACAAGCUGACGAUCGAGGAUAUGGCUGGCGGUACCUUCACCAUCAGCAAUGGCGGUGUCUUUGGCUCGCUGAUGGGCACCCCCAUUAUCAACCUUCCCCAGACUGCCGUCCUCGGACUCCACGCAGUCAAGGAUCGCGCAGUGGCCAUCAAUGGCAAGAUCGAGAUCCGCCCCAUGAUGUACUUGGCGCUUACCUACGAUCACCGCCUUCUUGACGGAAGAGAAGCUGUUCAGUUCUUGGUCAAGGUCAAGGAGUACAUUGAGGAUCCCAGACGUAUGCUUCUGCUGAAGCAGAUGGGAGUAAUGGUCUCAAUGGAGCUAGCUACCACACGAAUACAGAAGGCGAACUCUGCCCUUAGCGUUUUCAAAAUCACGGCCGCCCGAGCUGCCCAUAACAUCAAAGAAAAAGCAGUCGAAGCCGGAGCCACUGCGCUGAACGACAUGUCUUUCAAUGUCCCAAAGAACGUUCCCUCCUUCAGCAAUCCCCAGCGACAACUCGAGGACAGAUAUUGGGGUGCCUCUGCCAACAGCAGCCGAUCCUACCGUGGAGGCAACUCUGGUAUCUUCCACGGUGUGCAGGGGCGGGUAGAAGACCUUCUUGGUACCAAGGGCCAGCUUCCCAUGUACAAGGACAAGCCCUAUGCCCACCACGCAAGCCGGAGGUUUCGGCCUCUCUGGCGGCGGAAGCGCUCCAUCCUCGUCACCCUCCUCUGCUUCGUAACGGGCCUCUGGUUCUUCGGCUUCUUCUCAGAGGGCUCCAAGGCCCGCGAAUCGGCAACGACAUGGACUGGCUGGCUUGGUGCGACAGAGCCCACGGGCAAGAAGGUGGACUGGCUCAAGAGACGGGAGAGAGUAGUUGAGGCCUUUGAGCUCAGCUGGGAUGCCUACGAACGCUAUGCCUGGGGAUACGACGAGUACCACCCCAUUGCGAAGACCGGACGACAGAUGGCACCCAAGGGUCUUGGUUGGAUCAUCAUCGAUUCGCUCGACACCAUGAUGUUGAUGAACUUGACAUCACGCCUGAGCCAUGCGAGGCAAUGGCUUGCCAACGACUUGACGUGGGAUCAAGACCAAGACGUCAACACAUUCGAGACAACCAUCAGAAUGAUGGGUGGCCUUCUCUCUGCGCAUUACCUGUCCACAGAGUUCCCCGAGCUGGCCGCGAUCAAAGACGACGACCCAGGCGCGCCUGGUGAGGACUUAUACCUGGAAAAAGCAAAAGAUCUGGCCGAUCGUCUGAUGAGCGCCUUUGAUUCGCCGUCAGGAGUUCCCUACGCCAGCGUCAACCUGGCCACCUACAAGGGCAUCGUAUCCCACGCUGACGGCGGCGCCUCUUCGACCGCAGAGACGACGACACUGCAGCUCGAGUUCAAGUACCUAGCCAAGCUGACCGGCGAAAAGGACUUCUGGGACAAGGUCGAGCGGGUCAUGAAGGUGGUUGACGAUAACGGUGCUCAGGAUGGACUUGUCCCCAUCUACCUCUACGCCACGACGGGAGAGUUCAGGGGAGACAACAUUCGCCUGGGCUCCCGCGGAGAUUCGUACUAUGAGUACCUGAUCAAGCAGUAUCUGCAGACGAACAAGCAGGAGCCCGUCUACCUGGAGAUGUGGGACGAAGCUCUAGCAGGAGUCCGUAAGCACCUGAUAACCUACAGCAAACCCUCUGGAUUUACUGUUCUCGGAGAGCGCCCCUCUGGCCUGAAUCACGAACUGUCUCCAAAGAUGGACCACCUUGUUUGCUUCAUGCCCGGUACCAUUGCUUUGGGAGCGACUGGAGGCAUUCCCGAGGCAGAGGCCAGGAAAUUACCCACAUGGAACAAGAAGAAGGACGAGGACAUGAAGCUGGCCCGCGAGCUCAUGCAGACGUGUUGGGGCAUGUACAAGUGGAUGGCGACAGGGCUUGCCGCCGAGAUCACCUAUUUCAACAUCGACAACCCACCUGCAUCUCCCUCGGCCUCGCAUCACCCACCCAAGGACUUUGAUCCGGAUCCGCAUGCCAAGUGGCGACAGGACUUUGAGGUACACUCUCAGGAUGUCCACAAUCUCCAACGACCAGAGACGAUUGAGAGUGUCUUUUACAUGUGGAGAAUCACUGGCGACAUCAAGUACCGUGAAUGGGGCUGGGAGAUGUUCAAGUCGUUUGUCAACUACACCUCGGUCGAGGAUGGUGGAGGCUUUACGAGUUUGAGCGACGCCAACACGAUUCCCCCAGUUACGCGUGACAACCUGGAAAGUUUCUGGAUGGCCGAGACGCUCAAGUAUUUCUACCUCCUGUUCUCACCGGAUGAUUUGUUGCCCAUGGACAAGGUCGUCUUCAACACGGAAGCGCACCCGCUCCCCCGGUUCGAUAUGGGCAAGCUCUUCAGCACAGGCUGGCAGCGCAAGCCAAGAGACGCCAACGGAAAGCUGAUUGUAGAUAAAAAGGAGGAGCAAAAGGAACAAGCAUGA